This is a messenger RNA of Saprolegnia parasitica CBS 223.65, 1443 nucleotides long. RefSeq lists its product as hypothetical. The record is from RefSeq and is a predicted model, not a curated record. Lineage: Eukaryota; Oomycota; Saprolegniomycetes; Saprolegniales; Saprolegniaceae. The coding region runs from base 1 to 1443 and encodes 480 amino acids. The transcript has 3 exons.
AUGGCGCACCCCUCUGAGACGCCGUACGUGCAGCCGUCGUCGGGCAUCGCCGAUGGCAUUGCGCGCAAGGUCAUGCUCUUCGGCAUCCUCGCCAUCUUCCUCCUCAUCAACGUCAUCGUCUUGUACGCGCUGCACUUUACGUCGGCCGGCGUCCCCGCCUCGGCGUCCAACGUCAAGGUCUCGAGCGACGCGUUCAAGGUCGGCGCCAUUGACAAGAAGGUCGUGAGCUUUGGCGACGACGGCUCGAUCGUCGUGGGCGCUGGCACCACGGGGUACCUCGACGCCGUCGCCAUGCCCAACGACGCGAUCAACUACAUUACACUCGCGCCGAUCGGUGCCAACGCGUCGUCGACGGCGAUCCUCGCCUACUACCUCAAGAACAAGACGACGACCGUCAUCACGACGCUCACGAUCAACGACGACAAGACGACGACGGUCAGCACGAAGCAAUCGACGGCCGCCAACGUCCAAGUGCGUGGCAUCGCGACGCUCUCCAACUCGCAGGCCGUCUUCCUCCAGUCGACGGCCAUGGGCAAGACGUCGCUCGUGCCCGGCUCCGAUUGCAAGUUCUCGGCCAACCCACGCAAGGUCUUCUCGUCCAUCGUACUCUACACGUCGCAGGUCGAGCCCGAGCCUAGCAAGGUUCUGCGAACGCUCAUUACGCACAGCGGCGGCCAAGUGCUCUCGCACCCAAGUCGGUCCGCGACACACAUGCUCUGCCUUCGACCGGAAGGCGACGCGUUCCAGCAGGCGCUCAACUGGGACGCGGAGGGCGCGACGCUGCAGACCGAUACGCUAUCCGACGAAGACGUGCUCCGCGCUGCGACGAGCUACGUUGCCACGAACGUUCAUGGACCGAUCCCCGACUCUGUCUUGGCCUAUAUCAUUGGCCAAAGCCACUUGACCAAGCACCGCAUCGUCAACUACCUCUGGAUCUACGAGUGCAUUCGCGUGAAUCAGCUGCUGCCCGAGUCGCUCUAUGGUUUUGAACACAACCACAAGCCGAGUGGCGCUCAAAACGUCACUCUCUCGGACGUGGUCAUGGCGCUGCAGCGCGACUCGCAGCUCUUCCCGCCCGUCACGGAAGCGCUGCCGCUCGACAUUUGGAAGGACAUUUCUCAGAACGCGGCGAAAGAAUGGGCCGACAAUGCGUUUGUGGUGGCUACCCACAUUGCCACGGGUCUGCGCCAGCGUAUGCUCGAGGCCAUCCAAGGCUUGGGCGCCAAAGUCGUCGUGCUCGAAGACGACGUCGAUGAUCGGGCGAUGGACGGUGUGACGUAUGUUGUCUGCGCGCACCAGACAGGCCGCGAGUUUCAUUUCGCGUUGGCGCGCGGCAAGACCAUCGUCGGCCUCCAGUGGCUGGCGGCCAGCCUCGCGCUGCGCACACUCCUCCCGGCCAACUUUGACGGCAAGUUGUUGCUCUCGUCGUUGCAGCCGCUGUAA